Molecule: messenger RNA, 3072 nt
Organism: Plasmodium coatneyi
Lineage: Eukaryota; Apicomplexa; Aconoidasida; Haemosporida; Plasmodiidae
Exons: 1
Coding region: 1-3072 (1023 amino acids)
Biological process (GO): cilium movement; cilium-dependent cell motility; inner dynein arm assembly
Cellular component (GO): axoneme
Source: RefSeq, a predicted model, not a curated record
AUGAUGAAAAAGAAGAAAGGGAAAAAAGGAAGCAGCGAUGUUGUGAAGGAGCGUAAUCCAGUGGGCGAUCUAGCAAAGGAGGAUAACAAUGGAUACGCCGCCACGGGGGAAAUAUCCCCGAUUGGGGAUAUCCCCAAAAGGGCAACCAACAAGAUCAGUGUGGAAGGGGAUGGCCCCGCCGGAAGGAUAAUAACCCCUCCCAAUGGGGAAUCCAUUUCGGAGGUGGAUCAGCAGAUCCUAGGGGAAAACCCAGAAUACUACAAAUACUACGAAGAAACAUUGCGGGGGGAAGAGGAAGAAGAAAUGAGUGACAUAUCGACAGACGAAAUGUUAAGCGGGAUGGAAAGUGACACAGACAUGUCCGAACAAGUGGAACAGUUUACCUCAGAAGGAAAACACCUAUAUAAGCAUUUCUAUAAUGAGGAGAUUACUGCCCUGUCGGAGGAGAUACAAGAGAAGGAAAAGAUGCUAGAACAAAUUAACAAGACAGUAUGGAAGUUAAAAAAUAGAUUCCUAAAAUUGGAAAAACACAUAAACAACAAAAAGAAGGAAGUAACGAGGAAGAAGAAAAUAGUGGAGGAAAAGAAAAAAAUCGAAGAAGAAGAAAAUGGAGUGUGUGUAAAUAUCCAAGCGAAAAAUCAGUUUCUGAUAAAGCAGAAUGAACAGCUAAAAUGUGAGAGAGAGAGAAACAAUGAAAAGAUUAUAAAAACGCAGAACGACCUUAUGCAGUGUGAAAACAGAAUAGAAGAAAUGAAGGAAAAACUAAUCGACAAGGAAAAAGAACUAAACGAAUGGACCGCCCAAAUAGAUAAGCUGCAAAAGGAAGAAUUCGAAGUGGAGAAGUUCGCCCUCAGUCAAGACAAAGAAAUUGAAAAUAUGACGUACAAAUUGGAGAAGCUAAAUUUGGAAAAAGUAGAACAAGAAAAAAAAGUCAACAAGAUGAAGACGAAAAAUAUGCAGCUACAUAUGGAGUUGCAAGAAAGUAUAAAGGAAAAUGAAAAAAUGGAGGAGGAAAAAAAAAAACUUCGAACAAAGUGGAAAUGUAUUGUGGACACUAUAAAUAAUAGGGACCAGACGAUUUUCAAAUUUGAAGAGGAGUUCACUAAAUAUACAAAAAAAAGAGAAAAACUGACGCAUAAAUGUAGGGCGAUAAAUGAACACAUCGAAAUGCAGAAGGGAAAAAACCACCUACUAAGUGACCAACUAAAAAGGGAAGAAACCAACUUAAACAGAAUAAAGAAAGAACAAAGCAAAGUUCAAGAAGAACUGAAGAAGGCACAUGAUGAAAGGGAUAUUUUGCUCAAAGAUUUGGAGUGCGAAAAAAUCACAGCCAGGGAAAAACUAGAAGAAAAAAAUAACCUCCAAGUUAGUUUAACCGAUUUGGGAAAGACACUCCAUAAGCUAGUCCGGUCAUUUGAAGAAUCCAAAAGGGAGUACACAAAAGAGGAACUAAACAAUGUAGAGAAGAACCAACUCAUCAAGUCAAGCGAGCAGAUACUAAUCGAACAGAAUGGGAAGCUAACAAAGCUGAAUGCAAAAAUAAAAAUGUUGGAUGAAGAAAAAUUUAAAUUGCAGGAACAUUUACAGAGAAGCAAAAACGAAUACACAGUACUGGAAGCAGAUAUGGUUGGCACACAAAUAAAAAUUAAGCAAAUGAAAAGUAACAUAAAAAAAAUGGAACAAGAAUUGGAAAGGCAGAAGGAGAUCCUCUACAAGUUUGACUUCCAAACACAGGUGCUAACGAAGAAACUUAAUGUAGCCUCCGGGAUUAGCACCUUUGAAAAAAAAAAAAAAUGUCAAAAAAAAAUAGACACUCUGGAGAAGGAGUUCACCAGGUAUGAAGAAAUAUACACCACCCUUAACAACGAAAUGAAGCGGAUCAAUGUGGAGCUGAAAAAUAUAAAAAGUCAGCAGAUGUGCAUGAAGGAAGAGAAGGGAAACAUUUUGCACGACACAGAAAAACUGGAGCUAGAAAUUAAAUCCCUAGAAAGCACCGUGCUUGCGCAAAAUAAAGAAAAAGAAAAUGUCAUGCUCAUCGAAAUGAACCUAAAAAUCGAGUUGGACAAAAUGAAGGAAAUUUUUUCCAACAAUUUAGAUAGCUUAAAUGUUUUGAAAAAGGAGAAGAAAAAAAAUGUCCAAAGUGAAAAGCUAAACGAACAAGACUUGAAUGCACAUGUGGACUCGCUCAAAGUGAUCAUAAAAAAUAUGAACGACGAAUUGCAUAAGCUAAAUCUGCAAGUACACGAUAAAAAGAGUAGGUGCAACAAUUUGGAGCUGAAGUUGGACGCUAUAAACGUCCGCAACGGGGAGGAGGAGCAGCACCAGCAGGACGAGGGUAGUAGCCAACCAGACCAACCCAACCCUCAAGACAACAAACACAUUCUCUACAAAAUAAAAAUAGAAGAAGACAUUUCCAAGCUGAAGCAGGAGAUAGAGACUCUAGACGAACAUAUUGAAAAAGAAAACCAACAAGUGGACCAGUUCCAGAAGACGCUAAACGAGAUCAUUCAGACGAACAAAACCUUCAGCGAUAACAUAAAAUGCCUCAACCCCGAGUAUAAGGAACUUUUAAAAAAAAAAAACAAAUUAAAUAAAAAGUGCAACCAAAUUAAGGAGGACAUCGCAUCUAUAGAGAAGGACAUAAGUGAGUACAAAAAAAAAAUCAACGGCGUCGAAAAAGAGCUGAAUUAUGUACUCACCGAUGUUAGAAGUGUAGAAGAUAAAGUCACCGCUUUGCAGGAAAAUAGCCGUAAAAUGGAAGGAAUCAUCAAUGACAUAUUUAUCAAAAUUGAAAGGGCCUCCAAUCAGCUGCGUGGCAUCGUCGGUGCGAAGAGGAAGCCGAUGAACAGUCAGUUGGACUCGGCCCUGAGCGACGACGAGGGGGAGGAUGCCCCAGGUGGGGGAAGCGCAGAUCACCGUGCCGAGCAAGUCCCACUGGAAAAGAGAGUCUUCAAGCAAAUACAAAUGGAGUCCCUAAAGGAGAAGCUUGCCCUCCUCUAUGAAUGCUUCAAAAGUCACGGUGAUAACGCAGUCGUUCGGGAGAUUUACCAAGCUAUAGAGGCCUCCGAAUGA